This is a messenger RNA of Mesocestoides corti, 300 nucleotides long. NCBI's taxonomy places the organism in Eukaryota, Metazoa, Platyhelminthes, Cestoda, Cyclophyllidea, Mesocestoididae. The record is from the annotation of a GenBank genome assembly.
AUGGACACCAUCCUGGACAACAAUUCUGGAGUGGCAGCAUACCUCGACGACCUACUAACUGUAGCUUGCUUGCGAAAUGAGUUACGCAAGCGGAUCCAAAUACCAAGAAAGAAGCGAGUUCUUCUGACUUUGGUCAAGUAUCUGGGUUUUAUCUUUGACUCCUCUGACCAGCAUCCGGAUCCUGAGAAUUUCCGCGCCAAACAACAAAUGCCGAUUCACAAAGAUGCUUACUCACUGCGCUUCUUCUGGGGAUUGAAAAGCCACGUAUACCGUCGAUGCACAAUGUCCGACCACCACUAA